Diospyros lotus (date-plum) is the source of this 1802-nucleotide messenger RNA. RefSeq lists its product as uncharacterized. The record is from RefSeq and is a predicted model, not a curated record. The coding region runs from base 287 to 1612 and encodes 441 amino acids. The transcript has a single exon. NCBI's taxonomy places the organism in Eukaryota, Viridiplantae, Streptophyta, Magnoliopsida, Ericales, Ebenaceae.
AAAUUAGUCAGAAAGAAAACCGUGCGGCAAAACCCCGACCCCGCCACUGUUACGCGUUCACGCUCUCCCUCCUCCCGCUUUACCCCUCGCCUUCCUACCACUCUCACUCUAUAUGUUCAUGGUUUUCGCCUUCAAUUCGUUCGCUCUAUGGCCAUGGAAUUGGAAUCUGCUCCCUUUCUUUCUCUCCAAAACUCUUCAAGAAAGCUUGUGAGUUGUGUGCCUGCUUUUUGUUGAUUUUUCCGAUUCCUUAUUUGUUGCUUGUGAUAAUUGAGUGGGGACGUAGAUCAUGCCUCUUCCAUGGAAGAAGUCCAAGUGCAAGAGAAUCUCCAAGUUCGUGGCGGAUCACCUCCACUCGCCGCCGAAGCGCGGCGGAUCGCUGGUGGUGGAGACCGGCUUCCCGACCUCCCUCGUCGAUCUCUUCGUUAAGAACCGCAACCGCAUGAAAAAGCCCUCCAAGAAGAAGAGAUUCGAGCCAGUUCCCGAUCCUGUUCCGGUUCCAAUUUCAAUCCCCGUGCCCUUAGAUGCCGCGCCAUGGAAUUCUAGAUUGGCUUUACCAACUGGUCCUGUUUUGGCUGAGCAGAGUGGCGUGGUUGCCAAUGGCGGCGGCGAAGUGAUGGACGUGAAUGGGAGUUCGAUGGUCAGUUUCAAGAUGGUUUUGGUAGUGAUUUUGGCUUUGGGAGCAAGUAAGUUUGUGAUUGGGUUCACAGUCUCAGCUUUCUUACUGGUAUUCCUAGAGUACGUGGCGAAGCAUUUGUAUAGGGUUCUGAAACCGUGUGAUGAUGCGCAGAAGUCAUUGAAAUCUCUGGUUCACACAGUUUUUUGCUUUGUUGGAGUCAAAGUUGACAAGUUUGUAAUCAAAGAAGAUAGGAGCUUGACGGUGGAUUCUUCUGGGUUGAUUGAGGAUCGCAGUGUUGACGAUCCCAUUCAUGAAAUUCAAAUUCAUCGAUCUAGUUCGAUUUCAGUUCCCUCCUCUGGGGAGAUUCAAAGUAUGGAAUAUGAAUUCGAUUUUCAUAGUGAGGUAAGUGAAGAAAUGAGAAAACAAGAUGCUAUGGAGAAGGAAGAAGUAUGCGUCAGUGAUGUUGUCGAUCUUAAAAGUCGAAAAACUGAUGGUGCUAAGAUUAAGUCAAAGAUCGAGAAGCUUCUGCCCAAGAAGCUUCUUGGUUCAAAGAGAAAACGAUUGGAAUCGAAAACUGAAGCAGCUCCUCCCGGUGGAGACAAUAAAUUAGUUAUGCGUACAGAGCAAGAAAGCUUAGAGGAAGAAGGGCAAGGGGGAUUGGAGCAUGUUGAAAAAUCAACUUCAUCAACUGAAAGGAAUGGCGAUCACAUUGAUGUUGCAGAUGGAAUUUGCAGUUCCAGUGAAGUUUCUCGCCCAGCGGGAGAAGAUAGCAUAGUUAGGGAAGACAUUGGAAUCAAAACAGAGAGGAAAUUGGGGCAUAUUGUUCUGAUUUUACUUGUGCUCACUGGACUCGUAGGAGGUCGGGUUUUGGCCCUUGCACUCACCUUAUCAUGGUGUCUCCUCUGGAGAUUGACUGGAACUCUAUCCAAAUUUACAAAAGGUUAUACUGAAGAAGUCUCAAUAUCUAGUAGAAAUCUGGGGAGCAUAUGUCUAUAGAUGCUUUUCUCUUCCAUAUUCAUGGUGUUUUUUUGCUAGUGUUUUUAACUUACAAAAAAAAGUGUUUUUUUAAGCCUCAUUCUGUAUUAUGAGAGCUUACUAUCAUAGAAGGUUCAACUUUUGGUUGACAAUUGUACACAGGGGAUUGUAUGAACUGUAAAGUAACUUAUACAAGUUGUCCUUUAUGGUA